This is a messenger RNA of Chaetomium strumarium, 468 nucleotides long. Its product is annotated as stress responsive A/B barrel domain-containing protein. The record is from RefSeq and is a predicted model, not a curated record. Lineage: Eukaryota; Fungi; Ascomycota; Sordariomycetes; Sordariales; Chaetomiaceae. The transcript has 3 exons. The coding region runs from base 1 to 468 and encodes 155 amino acids.
AUGGUUGACCUAACAAGAGCGCAGCCUCACGUGUUGAGGAUCACCAUCGCAGCGGCGUGCCUGCUUGGGCUCUUUGUGUUCUUCGACCCCAUCGGCUUUGCGUCGACGUCGAUAGCAGACAACGUGCCCGGGACCCGUACCGUCACCCACCUUGUCAUGUUCCAGUUCAAGCGCGAUGCAGACCAGGCCGCGGUCGAUGUGGUAUGUGCCAAGAUGCUCUCGCUCAAGGACAACUGCCUAGCGCCGAACUCGAAUUAUCCCUACAUCAAGCGAAUCCAGGGCGGCAAGGACAACUCCCAGGAAGGGCUUCAGAACGGCCUGACCCAUGCCUUUGUCGUCGAGUUCACAAAUGCGAACGACAGGAACUACUAUGUCGAGCAAGACCCGGCACACCAAGCUUUCAAAAAGGAGCUUGAGCCGCUUGUGGAGAAGGUUGUCGUGGUGGAUUUCACGAAUGGCAGCUUCUAA